Biomphalaria glabrata is the source of this 2725-nucleotide messenger RNA. RefSeq names its product basigin-like. NCBI's taxonomy places the organism in Eukaryota, Metazoa, Mollusca, Gastropoda, Planorbidae. The record is from RefSeq and is a predicted model, not a curated record. The transcript has 8 exons. The coding region runs from base 99 to 1205 and encodes 368 amino acids.
GGUUUAGCGGAACGUUUGGCGCAUGCGUAGAUCUAAAAGGUCACAAAAAUUGAUGGUUUGUGCAUCGUAGAUGUCAGUGUAGUGAAGAAAGGAAAAUCAUGGCGCUGUAUUUUGAGUUAUUUGUGGUCAUAUUAGGAUUAUCGUUAAUACAUGGAGAAACAGUCAACAGUAUUGUCAUUUACCCUAAAGAGGAAACACUGCUGUACAGAAAUGGUACUAUGGUCGUCUUGUCAUGUCAAGUCAGAAGUAAAGAAAAUGGCACUGAAUUGAAAUGGGAAGGUUCUGUGGUAAUGAGCACAAUCAAUUCACUAAAUGUGGAUCCUGAAACCAAAGACGAGUUGUUAACAAAUAAUUUAACCAUCACUUCUUUUAAAUCAGUAAACAGUGGAGUUUAUACUUGCAAACAUGUUAACAGAAAUGCUGUUUUGAGCCAAGCAAGUCGUACCCUAAAGUUAGUUACAGAAACUAAAGAAGGCUUUACAUUUAAUGAAGCAAACAAGACAGAAUCUGCCAAUUUGUCAUGCAAUAUAAACUUGCCAAAUGUCAAGAAUGUUACAUGGAUAAAAAACAACAUUGAUUUAUCUGACAAAAGUCACUACAUAGAAGAAAAUAAUACAUUGACUAUUAAAAAUCCAGAAAGGAAGCAUGCUGGAACAUACAUUGCACGGUUCUUUAUUGAAGGUUCAUCAGAUCAUUAUGACUGUGAAGUAGAUUUUACAGCACCUCCUCAUGUGGACGACUUUGAAAAGGCUAAAAACUUGAUACAGGAUGACAAUAUGGAGCUGCAGUGUAAAGUUCAAGGCUUCCCACAUGCAGUAGUCACAUGGUACAAAGAUGAUAUUGAGCUGAAUGUGACAGAAGGAGGUCGUGUUACUCUCAUGCCUCUAAAUGGUUACAAGAAUGCUCACCUGAAGAUUAAGAGUGUAGAGUUUUCUGAUGCUGGGGAAUAUGAGUGCAAGGCUUACUCAGCAUACUUUGAUGUAUCAUCCUCAAAGAAAGUCACAGUGAGAGUCAAAGACAAACUAGCUGCUCUUUGGCCAUUCCUUGGAAUUGUUGGUGAGGUAAUUAUUCUCUGCACUAUUAUCUUCAUUUAUGAGAAGCGCCGCAACAAGAGAGCAGAACAAGAAGAAAUCAAUGCACAAGAAGCUAAAAAUUCAGAAACAAAAGCUGGUCUUCGUCGUCGUGAAAAAAGAAGUGAAAAUUAAUGAUGAUGCAAUUUCUGACAAGAAAGAUGGCCUUAGACAUCGCAACACAACCUCCAACAACCCCACUGCUUAAAGAAGAAUUGUUUUGUUUUAUGUUUAUUGUUUGUUGCUAAAUCACAAUUUUACCUGGUUGUUUUUUAGACAAACCUGAACACUAAGAGUGCUUAAGUACAUUUUUAACAUUUCUAUUACAGUGUCAUAAGCAAAAAUUGAAACUUUUUUUUGUUCUAAAAGGAAUUUAAAAAAAAUAAACAGAUACAACUUGGAAAUGUUAUUUGGCUUAUUAUAAGAUUAUCUGUAAGCUAUGGAGAUGGCUAACAUCUAGAGAAUAAAUGUUUUUUUUUUUUUUAUUUCUUAAUUUAAUUUUCAAACAUUGUAAUCUUGUACUGCCUUUAAACAGAAUUUUAUCCGAAAUCAAGUAUUAUUUUCACAAUAGAAUAUAAUAAAACUAAGUGUUUUGUACAUUUUGUCCCUAUUAUUAUGCAAAAGGUGUUUGGCCUAAUUUAACAUUUUCUUGCCCUUAGGUAAUCAAACUCACAUGGUAGGUAGUUUAGACCAUACAAUAAUGUCAUAAUUUUUGUAGAAUAAAUGUUAUUGUCUAGAAAUUAGAACUUGUAUACACCCUUCUGCCCAAUCAGAACUUUCUGCUAUAAACACUAUAUUGUAAAAUACAACAGAAACAUUGGUUGUAUUUUUUUUUUAUACCAUAAGGUAUGAUAUUAUUGUUUAAAACUCUAAAAUCAUGUACAUUUAAAGUGAAUCUAGUGAACUCAGUUGUUUUUUUUUCAAUAGCUGUUCAUAAAAUUUGUGUGUGUAUAUUCAGAACUCUUCAUUCAAUUUUUUUUUUCUAAUACUUUUUAUUAUUAACUUAACACUAUUUUAAGUGGUUUCUAUGUGUGGUAAUGACUUUGAAAUGUAAGAUGGAAUGGAAGACAUUGAAUUUUUCUUUGAUCCAUUGUGUGAAACAUCUCAUUGAUACUGCUCAGUAUGCAUGGUUUGAAUGGUGCUUACAGGAUGUGAAUACACAGCAUGAGAUGGUGUAGUGAAUGAUUUAUUAAAUCUGUGAUAAAUAAGGAUAGAAGAAACAGUUCUCAUCAAGUUUCUUAGCGUUGUAUUUCCAUUACAAUUUCUAAAUGAACCAUUUGUUUAGCAAAUGCAUGCUUCCCCUAGUGUUAAUUAUUGUAACAGUAAGUGUAGUAGUGUGAUAAUGUUGUCUUUUUUGAUGGGAGAACUUACUGCUUUUUUUUUCCAGGCAUGUAAUGUCUUUAGUUUAGAUGAUCACAUUCCAGCCUGCAUUUUAUAAAGCUUUUAGAGUGUUGUUUUUCUAUUAAUACAAUAGCUGCAGGUGUUGUUUUUUUUUAAAGAUGAUUUGUACAUUAAGUUGAACCUAAUAUUGUAUGAUUUCCAAACUUAAUUUUAACAUCCUUGUAAAUGUUUGUGUGAUGUGAACAUUUUGUUAUAUUUUGUACUUGGUCUUAAGAUUGUUUUGCUCCAUAUGAUAUAAACAAAUUAAUCUCUAA